GCCACAUCACAACAUGGCGGCCAGGAGUGAUGCGGCCUUUCCGGAACCUUCUUAAGGGAGCAGCCGGGCGCCAUCUCUGACAGCCUUAAGGGUGAGGGGAUGGAGAUGCUGGCACCAGGGCUGGCCUCUGUGAGGUACCUCACCUCCAUUUUGAAGGUGAUGAGGUGGCUUCAGGCCCCCGGGACAGUGCUGCUCCUCAGGCUGGGGGCCUGGGUGGUGCUGGGGGCUCUUCUCCUCCCUGAGGUGGGCGGCCAUCACCCGCCACCCGCUUAUGCUGUCCAUGAGAUCAUCCGGCCGAGGAAACUGGUCCCGGCGGUCGGCAGGUCGAUGCAGGGAGAGGUGUCCUACAUCAUCAGGGUGGAGGGUGAAAACCGCAUCGUCCGCCUCACGCAGACGCGAGGACUGGUGGUGAACAACCUCCCACUCAUCACCUACGGCCCCCGCGGGAUGAGGGUAGUGGAGCAGCCCCACGUCCCCGAGGGCUGCCACCACCUGGGUUAUGUGGAGGGCAGCCCCAGCUCCAUGGCAGCGCUGAGCACCUGCGCGGGGCUGAGGGGACAGCUGAGGAUUGGGAACCUGAGCUAUGGCAUCGAGCCUGUGCCGGGCUCCCUGACCUUCCAGCACCUUCUCUAUAGACGGGAGAAGAGCUGGGACAAGUCCUCGAUGUGUGGCUUGACUGACAUAGUGAUGCGAAAGCAACCGAGCUGGAUGGGGGCAAAAAAGCCCUUAGGGAAGCAAGGCUUGGAUCAGAGGCUGCAGCGUACCAGAUACGUUGAGAUAUUUGUUGUGGUGGACCACCAGCUGUUUUCCUUCCAAGGGAGCAAUGAAACCUCUGUGAUGUUUCUGGUGAUAGAUACGAUCAAUUUAUCAGAAAUACAUUAUUAUCCUCUGAAGACCCGCAUCUGCUUGAUUGGGCUGGAGAUCUGGACGCGUGGCAACCUCAUCAGGUACAGCCCAGAUAUAGAAGAAGUUCUUAGCAAUUUUAAUGACUGGGGAAAUAGGUAUCUUUCCCAUAGGAUGAAAUACGACGUUGCACAUCUAUUCACCUACACAGACUUUGAACUCAUCGUUGGGCUGGCGUACGUAGGCAGCAUCUGCUACCCUGGCUACCAGUCAGGUCUUGUAUCCCACAUACGAGAAGAUUUUGUGACCUUUGCAACUAUUUUUACGCAUGAGCUGGGUCACAACCUGGGGAUGGAGCACGAUAGAAGGGAGUGUAAGUGUGGAAAUAACAAGUGCUACAUGACGGGAGGUUCGAUCGACGGUGCCUCGGCUUUCAGCAACUGCAGCAUUCAGAGCUAUUUAGACCUGCUCAGCAGAGGGGACGGCAACUGCUUAAACAACAUCCCCGAGCCCAACAGAUUGUUCUAUUUUAAGAGCUGUGGCAACAAAGUGAUAGAUGAGGGAGAGCAGUGUGACUGCGGGGGGUUGCAGCACUGCCGAAGCAAUCCCUGCUGCUUCCAUAACUGCAGGUUGAAGCCGGGGGCUGUCUGCUCUGUUGGGCAGUGCUGUCAGAAGUGCCACUUUCACCCUUCAGGGCACAAGUGCAGGUCAGAGGUAGAUGAGUGUGACUUGCCUGAGUAUUGCAACGGGACUUCCGAGUGGUGCCCAGAGGAUUUGCACAUGCAGGAUGGGACGCCCUGCAGUGACAAUGGUUACUGCUACCGUGGGAAAUGCGUGUCCCAUGACAAACUAUGCCGAAAAGUCUUUGGGGAUGAAGCUCGGGGUGCUCCAGAAAGCUGCUUCAAAGAGCAGAACAUGAAAGGGGAUAGAUUUGGCAACUGUGGUGGCGAUGGGAAUGAAGUUGCUUUUGUGGAAUGUAAGCCCCAAAAUGCUCUGUGUGGAAGGCUGCAGUGUGUGAAUGUAAAGAAGACAGCCUUCCUGGAGAAGUCUGAAACCAUCAUUCAGACACCAGGACCUGAGGAUUGGUGCUGGGGCACAGCCCACCAUGCUAGCAUAGAUACACCUGAUAUCGGAGGAGGAACUGACGGCACCAAAUGUGGUCCAAAGAAGAUCUGUAUUAACAAGACAUGCACAGAUGCCACCGUCAGAACCAAGUGUGAUGCACAGGUUUCGUGCAAGGGGAAUGGGGUUUGCAACAACCUCGAGCACUGCCACUGCAAAGCUGGCUGGGCCCCCCCUGACUGCAAGUUCCAUGGCCUCGGGGGGAGCGUGGACAGUGGCCCCCCACCAGCUCUCAUGAUCUCCAUCGCAGAGGCUGUCCAAGAUAAAGCUUUUGGAACUGCAAUAGGAAUCACUGUUGUCGUUGCCCUCGUUCUAGUUGCUCUCCUCAUUGCUGCAAUCAAAUACAUAAGUGCAGUAAUUGCAAUUUUCAGUACAAGUUCAUCCACAGAGGCACCUGAGACUCCUGAAAAUGAGGAGCAGAAUAUGGAGGAAGAAGAAGACGACGAUGACGACGACGUUUAAAAAGCAUGAAAGCACUGCGAAACUCAUCAACUG
Gallus gallus (chicken) is the source of this 2460-nucleotide messenger RNA. RefSeq names its product ADAM metallopeptidase domain 20-like (gene ADAM20L). NCBI's taxonomy places the organism in Eukaryota, Metazoa, Chordata, Aves, Galliformes, Phasianidae. Gene Ontology annotation, biological process: proteolysis; male gonad development. The record is from RefSeq and is marked provisional. Gene Ontology annotation, cellular component: plasma membrane; sperm head plasma membrane; external side of plasma membrane. Gene Ontology annotation, molecular function: metalloendopeptidase activity.